Messenger RNA from Chionomys nivalis (European snow vole), 1584 nucleotides. It is a transcript of the gene Vtcn1, whose product is annotated as V-set domain containing T cell activation inhibitor 1. Bases 1 to 879 code for a protein of 292 amino acids. The record is from RefSeq and is a predicted model, not a curated record. NCBI's taxonomy places the organism in Eukaryota, Metazoa, Chordata, Mammalia, Rodentia, Cricetidae. The transcript is spliced from 5 exons.
AUGCUUGUGAGGCAGUGUAUCGGAUGGAAUGAAGAAGUAACUUCCUGUUUCUCCACCUCUGUCCGUAGUGUUAUUAACAUCAUCAUCAUCCUGGCUGGAGCAAUUGCACUCAUCAUUGGCUUUGGCAUUUCAGGCAAGCAUUUCAUCACCGUCAGGACGUUCACCUCGGCUGGAAACAUCGGAGAGGAUGGGAUACUGAGCUGCACUUUUGAACCUGACAUCAAGCUCAACGGCAUCGUUAUCCAGUGGCUGAAAGAAGGGACCCUGGGUUUGGUCCACGAGUUCAAAGAAGGCAAAGACGAUUUCUCGCAGCAGCAUGAGAUGUUCAGAGGCCGGACCGCAGUGUUUGCUGAUCAGGUGGUGGUCGGCAACGCUUCCCUGAGGCUGAAAAAUGUCCAACUCAUAGACGCUGGCACCUACACAUGCUACAUCCGUACCUCCAAAGGAAAAGGGAAUGCCAACCUGGAGUAUAAGACUGGAGCCUUCAGUGUGCCAGAGAUAAACGUGGACUAUAAUGCCAGCUCAGAGAGUUUGCGCUGUGAGGCUCCUCGGUGGUUCCCCCAGCCCACAGUGGCCUGGGCAUCUCAAGUUGACCAAGGAGCCAACUUCUCGGAAGUCUCCAACACCAGCUUCGAGUUGAACUCUGAGAAUGUGACCAUGAAGGUUGUAUCUGUGCUCUACAAUGUCACAAUCAACAACACAUACUCCUGCAUGAUAGAGAACAACAUUGCCAAAGCCACAGGAGCCAUCAAAGUGACAGAUUCAGAGGUCAAAAGGCGGAGUCAGCUGCAGCUACUGAACUCGGGGCCUUCCCCACGUGUUUCUUCUGUCCUUCUGGUUGUCUGGGCACUGCUGUCUCUCUCCACUGCCACAUGCUAAGAUGAGGGGUCUUGGCCACACAAAAGCAUGCAAAGUGGCUGGUACGGCAGAAUCCCAGAGAUCUACAGACAUAUUCUCCACGGCAUAUGACCUAGUUUUGUAUUUCUGGGAGAAAUGAAUUCAUGUCUAGAAGUCUGGAGUGAACCAACAGAAAUAAGACGCAAAGAAGAAAACAAAAGCAACCCACAGAUGCCUCCGAUAGGAACAAGACGGACCUAGAAAAUAUUUCAGCCAAACUAGAGUGUAGUAAGACUGCUAGUACAAUAUAUGCAGGGUGGGCAUUUUCCCGGGCCUCAGGGACCUCCCCUUGGCCACCAGCUCCGGGGGAGUGAGAGGAUGGGUUGUUAGCGUUGCUCUCAGAGCUCCUGGAUGGGUUUGGUCGCCAUAUCCUCGUUUUGUAUUCAGCACAUUAAACAUAGUGUACACUGUGAAAAGCAGCUAAUCAGCCACCACUUCACAACUCCGAGGUGGCAGCGUUUGAGUGACAGCCCCCGCGAUGCUCUUCUCGUUAGGAUGCUUUCAAAAGUGCUUUGGCUUCUCCUCCCACCUGACAAAUGUCAACCAUGUAGGGAGGGUGAUCAUAAUUUCAGGGCAAACAAAAUAGUUGAGUGAUGCUGAUUUUUCCAAAUAAUCUCAAUGACUUCUUUCUCGGGCAAACAAAUGCAGCUUAGUUCUCGGAUGAUGCGGAUUUGUUCAUGGCCCAGG